This is a messenger RNA of Chelonus insularis, 745 nucleotides long. RefSeq lists its product as uncharacterized. Gene Ontology annotation, molecular function: chitin binding. The coding region runs from base 4 to 570 and encodes 188 amino acids. The transcript has 2 exons. Gene Ontology annotation, cellular component: extracellular region. NCBI's taxonomy places the organism in Eukaryota, Metazoa, Arthropoda, Insecta, Hymenoptera, Braconidae. The record is from RefSeq and is a predicted model, not a curated record.
AAAAUGCGGAUUCAAGCAUGCAACUCUGGUUUGAAUUUUAAUUCCCAACUAGGUGUAUGCGAUCAUACCGUACGAAACGAUUGUAUAACUGCCGAAAAUCAGGUAAAAAAAUUUCAAUUGUGCCCUCCACUGUACAUUGGUCAAGUACCAGAUCCAGACGAUUGCGGAAAAUAUAUCGUAUGCUAUCUUGGAGCACAUAGUUACGAAGAUUGUAAAAGUGGUCUUGUCUAUAAUAUUCUCAUCAGCUCAUGUGAUCAACUUCAAAACGUUCCUGAAUGUUUGGAAAAUAAAACACGAAUUAAUACAACAAACAGAAGAAAUGAAGAUUAUUAUACACUUUUCACAAAAAAUCGAGAUAAUGAAGAGGAUGAUACCACUAUUCAUGAUACAAAAUACACUCGAUUCAUGAAUCGAAUUCUUACAUCAGGCCAAUUUAAACAAACCAAUACCACAAUAAUUCACCUAGAUGAAUUAAUGCCAGUGUCAUCUACAACAACUGUACCAAUCGUUCAACGCUCUAAAACCAAUUUACAAAGUUUGUGGACCAGGCAUUGGGGAUCUCAUUUUUAAAAUUGGUGAUCAACUGACAAAAUCAUAAAAUAUUUGAAACAAUUUGAAAACGUUUGUAUAAUAAAAUAUUUCCGGUUGUUUUACUCUAGAAAUAUCUACAAGUAUAAGUCAACAUAAAACAAAUGUUAAUUGACUACCAUAAUAAAAUGCAAAAUGAAAUUUUCAAUAAAAUCCA